GAGGCGGCGGAGCGGCGGCGGCCCCGGUGGCUGCGCCGCUCGACGGGGCCGGGCUGGGCGGGGCCGGACGUGAGCGAACUUCCGCGGGCGGCGGGGCCGCCAUGGCGGCAAAAAGUCCUGCUGAUAGUACUCCAAGAAGGCCUGUUUUAUCUGUCAGUGCAAGAAAAAUUAAAGAUAAUGCAGCAGACUGGCAUAAUUUAAUGAUGAAAUGGGAGAGACUGAAUGAUAGUGGAUUUACUACGGCAAACAAAAUAGUCAACAUGAAGAUCAGUGAGCAAUUUCAAGACAGAAAACUGGAGAUAGCAUGUGAUAACAGUGUCACAGAACCUGAAAAGCCAACCCCAAGAUACAACGAAGAACUGGACAAUUGCUGUGCAGAAUUACUCGAGACCUUAAAGCAGAUGACAAAAAUACAACUGAAAAUGGAAAAGCUUACUUUGACUACUAAAGGAAUUUGUGACUUGGAAGCAUUCCACCAUGGAGCCGGGAAUUGCACAGCACCCUUCUUUCAUACAUGGCCCACACCAUAUUUCUAUGAGGUCUCUUGGAAGCUCUCCGAAAUGUACAAGAAGGAACUACAACUCAAGCAAGCAAUUGUACAAGACAUAGCUCAUUCUGCUGACCAGGAUCUGCUGAUGGUGUAUUUAUCAUCGUGGUUAUACCAGCCUUACAUUGAGAACAGCAGCACACUGCUACUUGAAGCCAUGCUGCUGGAGACAGGACACAGAAAGUGCUAGAAUUCCAAAAGUUACAUGGCUGGCUUCUAAUGAUGCUUACAUGAAACUGAAAUGGCAAAUUGCAAGGCUUACCACGUAAGUUGAAUUUUUGUAAAACUUAUUAAAAAAGUUUUUCUCUG
Molecule: messenger RNA, 856 nt
Organism: Lepidothrix coronata (blue-crowned manakin)
Lineage: Eukaryota; Metazoa; Chordata; Aves; Passeriformes; Pipridae
Gene: CINP
Product: cyclin dependent kinase 2 interacting protein
Exons: 5
Coding region: 102-737 (211 amino acids)
Source: RefSeq, a predicted model, not a curated record